Messenger RNA from Cladophialophora immunda, 2091 nucleotides. RefSeq lists its product as uncharacterized. The record is from RefSeq and is a predicted model, not a curated record. Bases 286 to 2091 code for a protein of 601 amino acids. Lineage: Eukaryota; Fungi; Ascomycota; Eurotiomycetes; Chaetothyriales; Herpotrichiellaceae. The transcript has a single exon.
GAGAACCCGUAGAGCCGUUUAAAAGAAUCAUUUGCAACAGUCUCUUCAAACCUGAACGUACAGCACGUGAAGGAGUUGACUCAGUUGGCUCGGUCUGAAUAACAACAAUAGCGACCACAACAAAGGUAGACAGUCACACACACACCCUCAGAAAUUCACCAUCCAGCCGAAAAGACAGCCAGGCCCGAUCUCCAAGCACCGCCCCUCUUGUCGACUCACCUGGGCGGUGUUCCUCCUCACAUAUCACAAUAUCACACGUCACACAUUCGCAACCAACACUUCACCAUGACGGUCCUCGAACAAGAAUACAGAGCGUCGUCGCGGACCGAGUCAUCGUCUGGGAAGCCGGCAAUGCCAGAACAGGUGUUUCAUGAGUAUGCCGACGGCACGAUCCACACCCUCGUGGACGACUCCGGGCGGCCGUUCGAGAUCAGACUGAAGAGAAGCCUGGGAGGGGACAACGGCGAAGGGUUCUCCAUGGCCUGCGUUUUUCUCGCCGAGUGCGUGUCGCGAGGUCGCGACUCGCCGCCACCGCGCUACGAUGGCUCAUUUGUCGUCAAGGUCUUUGAUCCGCGGUACUCAACCAGGCUGCGUCAGGAGUUUGGUCUCUCCGAGUUCGACAAAGACAUCCUCGAGGACAUUGCAGAGUCCGCCUGCAGCGGUCACCAGGCUGCAUCUGAAUACGACAUGACUGAUCCCUAUCACCCUUCCGGAAACCUGUCCGACACAACUCAGGACAUCCUCGGCGAGCUGGCAACGCCGUUCCUCUUCGGCGACAUCUACGGCCACGCCCUUGCAGACGAGCAUGUGCUGCAGGCCUUUCUGGCCGAUGGGAUUCUCCCGACUCUUCCCACGUAUGUCGACCGGGAGUUGUUCGUCUGGCUCAUGUCACAGCAGAUGUUUCGACACGAAGAACACAUGCACACCUAUCUGAGCCAAUUCCCCGACGCGCCCGUCGUGCGCUUGAAGGACGUUGUCAAGAUCCAGCCAAGGCUGCCACUCAACUCGUUGCGUGACGAUAAGCUCGCCGCUCUCUCGACGUCCAUGGGCUUCGGAGCCAUCGUCAUGGAGCUCGUGAAUGGACACACGAUGUUGGAUCUCCGAGAACUGUGCAUGUUACCCGCGGAGGAAUUCAAAGAUAAACCGGCUGGAGCCCGGAGACUGGUUCCAACUGGCAGAGAGUCGGCCAGACAGUUCUUCGAAGAGGUCAACAACCUUCUCUGGUUCCCCCACAGUGUUGGCAUCCAAAGCCGAGACCCCAACCUGGGUAACAUCAUGUGCAGUCUACUACCUGAUGGCAAAGGCACGCGGCUUACCUGGAUUGAUGUUGGCCAGUUCCAGCCUCUCCUCGCGAAAGAGAUCUGUGCACCCGACACCUUUGACAUUGCGAGAAAUUCACGCCUUGCCAUGUUCGCAACCAAGGUCGACGAGCAACAGGAACAAGAAAUCUACAGCAAAUUGUCCUUCAUCUUCCGCAAGGUCGGAUAUUCCAGCAGCUUGGUGCACGACCUCAAACUCGACCGAUUUUGUCAGUGGGGACACAAGGUUUCAGUGACAUUCGCAUGGCGCGCUAUCAUGGAGGACAUUUGCUUUGAGGACUGGCAAUAUGGAAGGCCUGUUGAUGCACAGUUGUCAACCUGCAUCGUUCGCAUGGCCAAAACCAUCUUGGAGCAGGAAAAGCGUGCCACGGGAGCUCCACCAAGAGGAGCCCCAGAGCGGCAGGACUGGUUUCACCGUGCUGUGCUCAAGCUGCACUACUUGCUUUGUAGCGAGUCGGCCGAUGACCCCUUUGUCACUUCGCCCGGAAGAGAGGCGGCCGCCAGAUUCGAAAACCUCAUGGCGUCAGCCGGUUACCCCGAUGGCCAAGUGGUAGUAGACGGCCGUUCUCAGGCCGAACUGAGGUCAACGGGCGGAAGGAGCACAUAUCCAUCUGUGGAGGAGGUCGUCCUGCACGUCGCCGCGACACGGAUAUUUCCCACGCGGUUCUGGUUAGCGGAUCAGCCCAUCGACUCGGUCAUUUCUGAGCUGAAGACUCGCUGUGCGAAGGUGCUGAAGGCGAGGGUGCUUGGUCGACGUGAGUUGCAUCAAUGA